This is a messenger RNA of Diuraphis noxia (Russian wheat aphid), 780 nucleotides long. Its product is annotated as protein halfway-like. NCBI's taxonomy places the organism in Eukaryota, Metazoa, Arthropoda, Insecta, Hemiptera, Aphididae. The record is from RefSeq and is a predicted model, not a curated record.
CCUGAAUUAAGCCGUUUGAUCUCAUUUUCAAUUACAAAUAGUUAUAUUAAUCGACUACUUGGUCGUUUAGAGUACAUGCAUCAAAUUACUUGCUUAAAUUUAUCGAAUAAUGCUUUUGGUACAGAAUGGCAAGAUCCUCUAGCRUUGGAAAAUCUUAAAAUGUUAGCUAUGUUAGAUUUUUCCAAUGUAAAUAUAUCAAGUUUACCUACCAUAAAAAGUCAAGUGCCGAUGUUUUGGUUGGACGUUUCAAAUAACGUAAAAAUUCAUUGUGCAAGUCUUCUAGAUCUUAUGGAAAGAUCAAGAAAUGCCAAGUACAAAUUGUAUUUUAAAAAAUAUAAUGAAACAUUUUGUAUGUCAUCACUGUCAUUUCACUGGUUCAAUUCCACUGAGAAGGUUGCAUUAAAUCAAGUAGAAAUUAUUAACAAGUUAUACGAAGAUUGUCCAUUGAAUUGUAGUUGUAAGUGGCAUGGUAUAGAAAUGGUACAAGAAACAAAGACACUACAUACCGUAGAAGUAGAUUGUUCAAAUAAACAACUUUCAAGUUUACCGGAAAACYUACCAGAAAACACUGUGUUAUUAAAUGUCACUAACAAUAAUAUCACCAAUAUAGAUGUAUUAGUAACAGAUCAAACUUACAAAACUUUGAGAUUUUUUUAUGCUGAUGAAAAUAAAAUAUCUAACCUUUUGUCAUUGGAAGGUUCAACUUUUAUAGAAAACUAUGCUGUUCUGAGUUUGAAACUAAAUCAAUUGAAAACAGUAAGUAUAGUUCCAUUACAAUAA